CUCGUGUUGCGCGCUGUCCUCAUCUGCGCGUUCUGGUUCUUGCCUGGACUAACAGCGCAGGGGCGGUGGAUCACCAAAACUUUUACCGAAUUUAGCCAUACAAGAACCGGGUUUGGGGGUUCGGGCUGCCUCUGCGUUUGUUUUUUCGGGGAUUUUUUUUUUUGUUUUACUUUUUUAUUUUUUGUUAAGCCAUGGAGACUUUGAGAGUUCUCCUUGUGCUGCUGUGUGUCCUCCUGGCCAGAGCGCAAACGCAGAUCCAAAGACCCAAGUCUGCGGAAUGCCCCGUUGACCUCUUCUUCGUGUUGGAUACAUCUGAGAGUGUGGCCCUCAGACAGAAACCUCCCAACUUUUACAUUGACCAGAUCAAAGAAUUCACCAAACGCUUCAUAGAUGAACUUCAGGAGAUGCGCCAUCGAUGUGACCGCUUCCUGACGUGGAACUCAGGGGCGCUGCACUACAGUGACGAGGUUAUUCUGGUUCGCGAGCUGAGUGACAUGAGAACUGAUCGUCAGGCCCUGAAGAAUGACAUUGAUACCAUCAAAUACAUUGGCAAAGGGACCUACACUGACUGCGCCAUCAAGAGGGGUCUUGCUGAGCUGCUCAUAGCGGGUUCCCACUACCAUGAGAACAAAUACAUUGUGGUGGUGACUGAUGGCCAUCCCAUUACUGGGUACAAGGAGCCUUGUGGCGGAGUACAGGAAGCCGCAAACGAAGCAAGGCUGCAUGGUGUCAAGGUGUUUGCUGUCGCCAUCUCACCUGAUCAGGAGGACACCAGACUUUCCAUUAUCGCCACAGACCAGAAUUACCGGCAGAACUUCACUGCCGCAGAUGACUCCAGAGCCACCAAGAUUGGAACUAUUCGAACCAUCAUACAUAUGAUUACAAACGAAACCAAGGAUGUGUGCUGCUCAUUUGACUGCAAUGCACAAGGAGGCCCUAAAGGACCUGAUGGGGAAACUGGCAGCAUGGGAGAAACUGGUAGACCGGGAAUGCCAGGAGAGAAAGGAGAUAUUGGUGCCGUGGGCAGUGUUGGAGAUCCUGGUCCUGUUGGAUACAGUGGAAUGAAGGGAGACCGAGGUGGGAGAGGACUGAAGGGAGAAAGAGGGCACAAAGGCUACAAGGGAGAAAAAGGCCUAAGGGGAAAUGAUGGCAUUGAUGGACGCAAGGGUGAAGCUGGUUUCCCUGGUCUUCCUGGCUGUAAAGGAUCUCCUGGAUCAGAUGGUCUUCGGGGUGAGCCUGGGCCGAAGGGAGACCCUGGUCCUUAUGGGCCAAAGGGAGAAAAAGGAGAUAGUGGAAGAGACGGAGAGCCAGGACGAUCUGGAAACUACGGGCCUUUAGGUCCUAAGGGUGAUCGUGGACCCCGUGGCGCUAAUGGCGACAAGGGAGAGCGAGGCGAUGAUGGUGCACCUGGACCAGACGGACCUCGUGGCAGCAUAGGAACAGUUGGAGAGAAGGGUGAACAAGGAUCCCGUGGAAACAGAGGGCCAAGAGGAGAGCCAGGAGAACCAGGACCCCGUGGAGAGCAAGGACGUGAGGGCUCAGCUGGCCCCAACGGAGACCCUGGUGAGCCUGGCAGGGAUGGUUCCGCUGGAUACAGAGGAGAUGAAGGCCCUCCGGGACCAGAGGGAACCAAAGGCCCAAGAGGAAUCAAAGGAUCUGCUGGUGACAGAGGCCCAAUGGGAGGCAGAGGUGAAGACGGUGUAGCAGGAAAUGGUACUGCAGGUUGCCCAGGUUUCCAGGGUUAUCCAGGCCCUCGUGGAGAUGCCGGUGAAACUGGUGGCAGGGGAACCCCUGGACCCAAAGGAGAUGAUGGAGAAGCUGGUGACCCAGGCCCUGAUAACAAUCAACCUGGACCUCCAGGAGCUAAAGGGGCUAAAGGUCACAGAGGACCUGAGGGAAGACCGGGACCUCCUGGGCCUCCUGGACCAGCAGGAACUGAUGAAUGCGAAAUUCUGGAUAUCAUCAUGAAGCUCUGCUCUUGUUGCGAAUGUAAAUGUGCCGCUCUGGACUUGGCGUUCAUUGUGGACAGCUCCGAAAGUAUUGGCUCUACAAAUUUUGCUCUUGCCAAAGACUUUAUCAUCACCGUUGUAGACAGACUGAUUAAAGACCAGCAGGUCAAGUUUGCAGGUAAUGAGUCCAGGGUGAGUGUUGUGCAAUACAGUGGAGCAAAAGCCCAAGAAGUCGUCCAACUUGGAACCAACGUUGCUACCCUCACUGAGUUUAAACAGGCUGUGAAAGACCUUAAAUGGUUGGCUGAGGCCACUUACACAGGCGAGGCCCUAAAUUUUGCUCUGGAAAACACGAUCAAGGUAAUGAGGCAGGAGAACCGUGUCGUUCUGGUUCUCACUGAUGGACGCUCAGAUAUUCUCAGGGAUAGGGUACCUCUCAGCGUCCUGUGUGGUAAUAACGUCAGGGUGGGAGGUUUAGGGGUGAAGGACUACUCGGGCCGUCAGCCCAACCAGGAGCAGCUUGGAGAUUUGGUCUGUAAGAAUGAUCCCAAACCAGGCUUUUCGUUCGUUUUGGACAACUUUGCCGAGCUACUUGAUGACACUUUCCUGCAGAACCUCACAUCCAAAAUCUGUCAAGAUAAGAAAUGCCCAGACUACAAAUGCCCAAUUUCCUUUUCUCAAAGUCAUGACAUUCUACUGAUGAUGGACAGUUCAGCUAGUGUAGGCCAGAAGAACUUCGAAUUAAGUAAGACCUUUGCGCACCGAUUGGUCGAGCGCUUCCUGAAUGCUCAAAAGCAGAGAGGCGUUAAUGUCAAAUUGGCUGUCGGCCAGUACAGCCGAAAUGCCCGCAUGGAGCAAGGCCUGACGACAAACAUGACGCUGCUGUCCUAUCACAUCAAUGAGAUGGCCUUCCAAAAUGACGGCACCAACGUAUUAGAAGCCAUGGAAUUAGCCAGCAAUGCUCUCCAACCUCGCGGCGACGCAAGCGGAACCAAGAAGAAGGUGGUGUUGUUCUCAGACGGCAGAUCUCAGGGCGUCACCGAGGCCGUUCUGGAGAAACGAGUUCGUGAUCUGGCAGAUGCCGGCUUGGAGCUCUAUGUCAUCGCGGCGGGCAGCCAAGUCAACGAGCUCAACCUGCGUACGCUGGUGAGCAGGGGGCAGCGCGGUGAUAUCAACUACGCUCAGCGCCACCUCUUCCGCGUGGCAGACUACCCCUCACUGCUUCGCGGAGUCUUCCACCAAACUGUCUCCCGAAGAGUGUCCAUGCCCUGAGUGCAGGACCCACGAUAACAGGACCAACACUCUUUAAAUUUUUAGUCCCAUUAUGAAUAGUCAGUCUCAUUUACCAUACACUGUUUUUUUGUUUUUUUUUUUGUAACGAAUGUCACAAAGCAACUCAUGAUUGUCUUCAAGAGGAGCUCCAAGGGUAGACCACCAUGGGGCUUUCUGAGAUUGGACCAUUAGACCCAUAACAGGAAUGAUAACUUAAAGCAACACUAUAUAACUUUUCAACCUUUAUAAAAUAUUUUCAUAACAUUUGUAAUGAUACGUAGACUGACAACUAGUUGAAUGACACCUGUUUUAGAUCUUGAGGGGUCUGUAUCCCUUUCACCAUCUCUAAUUAUCUUUGAGGAGGCUGGCAGGAACCCUGCCACACAAAAAAAUUACAAAUGUGCUGACUGCUUUACGGCAUGCGUCACUUCCCCCUUUCAUUGUAAGGACUGAAAUUGAUGCGAAUGCUUUCACGCGAAUUCUGCAAAGAUGGCAGAGCAACAAAAAAGACAAAAAGUUUUGUCUGAGGAGGGGAAAAAAGGGAGGCUACCAGGAUACUCAAGAAUAAACAUUGGCCCGGCUUUCACUCGCUGGCGUGAAGCCCCCUUCACCCCCUAAACCGUUCUAGUCAACGCUGACGGGUUAGUGUAGAGGGGGUUAGCCACAGGGUUGCUAACCGUCAUAUGCUAUUGUUUAGCAACAACUGGAUUCAUUACCUUAUUACUAUUAAUCCUUCUCACAGUCGUUGGAAAUAGAAAUGUAUUGUAAUCCAUCUGCAGGUGACCGGGAGAUCAUGAUUUUACAACACUGUGUGGGUGAGCGCUAGUCCUUCUUCCUGAAGGCAAAACACUACCGCUUUUGUCCACGAGUGUCGCUAAAAUCAACCAAAACUGAAAAGUUACCUAGUGUUGCUUUAAACUAUUUUUGGAUUUUAGACUUAAACAAAUUUCAUGUUUUAAUCUGGCUCAAACUACCCCAGUGGGAAAUGUUUAGACUUUUCAUGCAUGUUUAAAAUAAUUCAAACUUUUACAAAUGACAUUUCAACUUUAUUUGUGGGUCUAAAUUACAGUCAUCCCUUCUAAUUAAAACUUGUUUUGAAAUAUACCUGCUUUUCUUUUACCGUUCCAAAAGUGAUUUACCGUAUUUUUCGGACUAUAAGUCGAACCGGAGCGUAAGUCGCAUUUUUGGGGGAAAUUUACUUGAUAAAAUCCAGCACAUAGAACAGAUAUGUCAUCUUGAAAGGCAAUUUAAAAUAAAAAAUACAGUAGAGAACAACAUGCUGAAUAAGUGUACAGUAUGAUAAUGUUACAUGAUGCAUGAGCAACGAAAUGCGAACGUCGCCGGUAUGUUAACGUAACAUAGCUAUAAAGAGCAUGAAAAAACAUGCUAACAAUUUUACCAAACCAUCAGUCUCACUCCAAAACACCAAAAUAACAUGUGAAAUGUUAUAAUAAUGUGUUAGUAAUUUCACACAUAAAUCGCUCCAGAGUAGAAAUCGCACCCCAGCCAAACUAUGAAAAAUAAUUGCGACUUAUAGUCCGAAAAAUACAGUACUCUUCUUAAAUAUACAAAUAAACUGUUUUCGGGACACACCUGAUGCUUUGUAAGCUCAAAUGUAAACAUGAAUCAACUUGAGAAAAUGCGUCUAACCUUUUGACCGGUAUAGUACAUAAAAACAUGCACAUGAUUUGUCCCUUUCAAAAUAUACCUCGAAAAAUCUCAUGAUUCUUUUAACUGAAUACUGAAAAUAAAAUGCCAUAAGCACGUUAACUGUAUUCCUUAGUUGACUGAUGAACAAGACUUGGAAAUCUGUAUUGGAUUAAUAUCGUGGAAAACAAGAUGUGACAUCAUGAGGCCUUUUUU
Corythoichthys intestinalis (scribbled pipefish) is the source of this 5084-nucleotide messenger RNA. RefSeq names its product collagen, type VI, alpha 1 (gene col6a1). The record is from RefSeq and is a predicted model, not a curated record. The coding region runs from base 192 to 3221 and encodes 1009 amino acids. Lineage: Eukaryota; Metazoa; Chordata; Actinopteri; Syngnathiformes; Syngnathidae. The transcript is spliced from 35 exons.